ACUCGCGGGACCCGGAAGCAAUUCUCACUGACGCCUCGCUAUCCCGGAAGCAGACAGACUUGUGCUUUCUUUCUUCAGCCAUCUUGGAUCUGAACCCCUCACACAAAAUGCCUGGUGAAGCCACAGAAACCGUCCCAGCUGCAGAGCAGGAACUCCACCAGCCUCAGGUUGAGACGGCAAAUUCUCCCUCAGCCUCUGGAGAAGAGGCUGCUGCUCCUGCACAAGUGGCGGCUCCUGCUGCUGAGGAGAAACAAACUGUCACCCAGAAAUCCGAGGUGGCAAAUGGAGCUUCUCAGAUUGAGGCUAAACCGGCUGAAGCCUCUUUAGAGAAGUCAGCUACAGAUGCUAAGCCGCUUUCCUCUGGUGCUCCUGCACCUUCUCCUCCUCCUCCUCCUGUUCCAGCUCCAGAAUCUAGUCCUGCGCCUGUCAUAUCUCCUGACGCACCAGCAACAGAGACAAAAUCCCCACUUGCAGCAGAUGCACCCAGUGUUGAUAGUAAAGCAGCAGUUACAGAAACUGUUCCCAAUCCUUCUACCCCUGCAGUUUCAAAAUCUCAGGCUGCCAAACCAAAAGUUCCAAAAGCCAAUGUUCCCAAAUCAAAAGUUUCAGCUCAAAAGGCAAAAUCAUCUCCUGCAGUGGCUAAUACAUCCAUUGCUGAUGAUAAAGUUUCAGCUCCAAAAUCAAGCACCCCUCCCACUGAUGUUCCCAUAGCACCUGACACACCUGCUGCUGACUCCAAACCUCCAGUUCCAGACAUUGUUCCCCUUCCUACUAUCCCAGCAGUGCCAAAAGCCCCCGUUGCCGAAGAAAAGGUUUCAGCCACAAAGGAACAAUCUUCCCUAGCAGCAGCUGAUGCACCCAUCACUGAUAAGGCUGCAGCUCCAAAAUCCAGUUCCCCUCCUAUCAAUGCCCAUGUGGCAUCUGAUGUACCUGCUGCUGAUUCUAAAACUCCAGCACCAGACACCACUUCCCCUCCCCCAAGUGUUCCUGUUGUGACCAGUAUCCCUGUUGCUGAUAUUCAGGCCCCAGCUCCAGACACCAUUUUCUCACCUGCUAUCUCUUUUGAGUCGAAAGCUCCUGUUGCUAAAUCAAAGGCUUCGGCUCCUAAAGCAAAAUCUCCUCCUCCUGCAGUGACUGAUGUUCCAGUUGUUGAGAUUAAAGUUGCAGCUGCAGCCACUGUUCCCUCUCCGACUAUCCCAACAGUUCCAAACCCCCCUGUUGCCAAAUCAAAGGCUUCAGCCACAAAGACAGAGCCUCCUGCAGUGGCUGAUGCUUCCAUUGCUGACGGCAAAGCUUCAGUUCCAGGUGCUAUAUCUCAUGCUGCCCCCACGGCAGCUAAAGUUCUUGCUGCUGAUUUACAAACUUCAGCUAAUACAGCUGAGAAAGUACCUUCUCAAAUUGCUGCUCCUCAGCCUCCUGCAGAUCUAGUUCCUCUAAGCCCUGCAAAAGAGCUAACCCCUUCUUCUGCUUCGCCAGCCCAGGAACCUGUACCCUCUGUACCCCUUACUCCUCUUUCCCCAACUCUUACCUCCAAAACACCUGCACCUCUGCCUAUACCUGUUGAAGAGGACGACCUGCCACCUCUGAUUCCUCCAGAAGUUCCUGUUGAAGAGACUCCAUUUCAGCCUAUCCUGGUCGAUGUCAUUUCUCCAAAACCGGCCCACGCUCCUCCUGUCAAUGAGCCAGUGUUAAAGAACGAUAAGGGGUCUGGAACAGAGUCUGAUAGUGACGACUCUCCACCAGAGCUGGAACAGGACACACAAUCCACCACACAGCAGGCACAGCUUGCCGCAGCUGCAGAAAUAGAUGAAGAACCCGUCAGCAAAGCCAAACAGAGUAGGAGUGAAAAGAAAGCAAGAAAGGCUAUGUCCAAACUGGGGCUUCGCCAGGUCACUGGAGUCACAAGAGUCACUAUCCGAAAAUCCAAAAAUAUUCUUUUCGUUAUCACAAAACCAGACGUAUACAAAAGCCCAGCAUCUGACACUUACAUUGUCUUUGGAGAAGCCAAGAUUGAGGAUCUCUCACAACAAGCCCAACUGGCAGCUGCAGAAAAAUUCAAAGUACAGGGUGAGGCUGUAUCAAACAUCCAGGAAAACACACAAACUCCAACAGUACAGGAGGAGAGCGAAGAGGAAGAGGUUGAUGAGACAGGUGUGGAAGUAAAGGAUAUUGAGCUUGUUAUGUCACAGGCUAAUGUAUCCAGGGCGAAAGCUGUACGCGCUCUUAAGAAUAACAGCAAUGAUAUAGUAAAUGCUAUCAUGGAGUUGACGAUGUGAGGGUCUGCAGGAAGAUCUCCUUUCGUCUUGCUCGUGGGUCGGUGCAGCUGAAAUCGAGAUUUAUACUAUUUCUAUUGAUUUAAUAAAGUUGUGGCUUAUUGUUGGUGACUUA
Molecule: messenger RNA, 2388 nt
Organism: Pelobates fuscus (common spadefoot toad)
Lineage: Eukaryota; Metazoa; Chordata; Amphibia; Anura; Pelobatidae
Gene: NACA
Product: nascent polypeptide associated complex subunit alpha
Exons: 25
Coding region: 108-2276 (722 amino acids)
Biological process (GO): protein targeting to membrane
Cellular component (GO): nascent polypeptide-associated complex; cytoplasm
Source: RefSeq, a predicted model, not a curated record